AUGGUUCACGCCCAGUUUAGUACGCCGGCUCUCCGUCCUACUAUUUACGAUGAGAAUGAGGUGCUUAUGUCGUCCUUUCUAGUCAAGCGGCCCACACAGAGUACCUCAUCGUUGGAUGAACAACAAGAUAUAGCCAGCGUGCUUCACCACAAUAUGCUUUGGAAGUCGAAUCACCGUUAUUGGUGUGUAUUGCGGCGCGGGCAAUUCAGCUACUACAAAGAUCAGACGGAGAGGAAGGCCGAGCGGGUCGUGUUAGUUGCCGACCUUCUAUACUGCCGCAUAUACGAUGAGAACAUGUUGGAUUUGUACACGCGCGAGAAGACCUUCAGGUUUAAGGCCGACGACUAUGCAUUGGCCCAGAAGUGGGAGCAGGCGUUCAAGCAGGUGAUGCAAGGCCGAGGAGAAAGCACAGUAGCAGAGCCUGUGGGAGAGGAGUCCUGCCUUGCCGGCGACUUGCCUGCAGACGUUGUGCGGCCAAAAGAAGAGGCUGGGCCUAGCAGACAGGAAGAGGACGAGGAAGAAGAGGAUGAUGGCUUUGAUGUUGUAUGCGAGACGGAUUUUGAGGCAGCGCCCCCGCGGACGGAACAGCUUUCUGCUGCAGAGCAGCGGUCUUCAGCGGCGAGCGAUGUCGCGUCGGUGAACAAUGGUGUCAUAUCCGAGGAAGAUAAAGCAUUUUACGAAGCAUACAAUCCUCAAGGGAACGAACGACUAAUACAAAGCGGCCUGCUUUACGGACAAGUCAGAAAUUCAAUCCGCAGGAAAAAGUGGAAACCUUUCAAGGGAGAAUUGACAAAUCGUCAUCUAAAGUUGGUAUCAGUAGCCACUUCCCAGGUAUUUGCCACAAUUGACCUAGCUGAGGUUGUGGACUGUGUGGAGUUGGACAAAAACGACCCCUGCUUUGCACUUAUAGUGACCACGCAAAGAUUGAAAUUUAAAGCAAAGACCGAUGAAGAAUUGGUGGAUUGGAUCAUCAAUAUUAAAAGCUCCGUUAUAGUUCGGGAAAGACUUCCCCAAGCACCGCAGUAA
Eremothecium gossypii ATCC 10895 is the source of this 1026-nucleotide messenger RNA. It is a transcript of the gene OPY1, whose product is annotated as Opy1p. Bases 1 to 1026 code for a protein of 341 amino acids. The transcript has a single exon. The record is from RefSeq and is marked provisional. Lineage: Eukaryota; Fungi; Ascomycota; Saccharomycetes; Saccharomycetales; Saccharomycetaceae.